AUGUCGGGUAGAGGCGGUGCGGGAUCCUCGGGUUCGUCGACGGGAGGUCUCGGUUCUACUAAACUGCACAAGGUCUUCAUUCGGUAUUCUGACGUCAGUACGAUGCAUGAGGAGCUUCUUUUGCAGACCAGGUCCUGUGCUGGGCGCGGAUUGCCGGAACCACCGCCGAAGACGACAACGCGCCGUUUCGAUGGUCCAUUUUUGCAAAUGCGGGUGCAGCAAAUGCAGGGCUACUUCGAUGCACUGUGCUCUCGGCCGGCGGUUAUGGCGCUUCGCCCGGUGCGACGCUUGCUACAGUUGGGAGAAGGCAGUGACUCCCUGAGUGACGGAAUUUCUGCCUAUGAUACUAGCAAUGGGGGCGUUGGAGGUGGAGCCGCGUGGCCGAAAAACAGCUGUAAGACCGAGUCCCUACCCGUUCAAGUGGCAGCGGUGCGGACGAAAAACGUUGUAGAUUUUUGCUACAA
Amoebophrya sp. A25 is the source of this 464-nucleotide messenger RNA. NCBI's taxonomy places the organism in Eukaryota, Dinophyceae, Syndiniales, Amoebophryaceae. The record is from the annotation of a GenBank genome assembly.